Acinonyx jubatus (cheetah) is the source of this 12752-nucleotide messenger RNA. RefSeq names its product mucin-16. The coding region runs from base 22 to 12594 and encodes 4190 amino acids. Lineage: Eukaryota; Metazoa; Chordata; Mammalia; Carnivora; Felidae. The transcript has 50 exons. The record is from RefSeq and is a predicted model, not a curated record.
CCUUUCCCUGUUCAGACAACAAUGUCACCAGACAUCCCCACGGAAGUCAACACCAGGCUCUCUACCUCCCCUGUCAUGGCAGAAUCUGAACCUAUAACCAUGGCCACUGAAACCGUUCCCCCAGGGGCUACAUCCCAGGACACAGUAGCCUGGGACACAACAGCCACAACAUUAGGGGCACUGACACACUUGGCUGUGACUCAGGGUUUUCCACAUUCAGUGGUGACCUCUAGUGUGGACAGAGAUUAUGAGGGUGAGUCACCCACCAGCCCUUCCUCUGAGCAGGACAUCAGCUCUCCAUCUUCCCUGGUGCCUUUACAUGCUAUGACCUCAGCCUCUGCAGUGUCCCCCACACUGUCAGCCAGUAGGCCUUCUCCUCUUGCUCCUGUUACCUCACCACCUCUCACCACUGGCCUGCCAACAAUCCACAGCACAUGGGGCACGAGCACAGAAGGUGUGAUCAGUUCGCCCUCAGUUCUGACCAGCACGUUAGUGGACACUUGGGCCACACCUGAAGCCUCUACCCCUACAGAGGCCAUUCACCCUCCUGAAUAUACAGCAGUCACCCAUGCGGCAACCCUCCGUUCUGCCCAGGAAUCCCACUCCUCGUCCCCAGCCUCAUCAGAACCAGCCACAGGAACAUCUCCAAUCGAGACCUCCUCCAUCAGUCAGGACACCACGGCUUCCACACCAAUGCCUGGCCUCUUGGGAACCACAGAGAAGGAAACAGUGUCAUCGUCAUCCCUGGCCCCGGAACUGUGGGAAUUGGACUCCUUUCGGCACACCAGCUCAGCCACGGAGGAAAUCACCGUCCCCCCUGAGGUGUCCACAGGUUCUAGUGCUGAGGCCUCCAGGACAGACGUCAUCUCCCACAGCAGGACAUCCAUCCCUGUCCCUUCUCAGCCCACAAUGUCCCCUGACAUCCCCAUGCGAAUCAACACCAGGCUCUCUACCUCCCUCAUUGAGGCAGAAUCUGCACAUAUAAUCAUGGCCACCAGAACAGUUCCCCCAGGAGCUACCUCCCAGGGCACACUAGCCUGGUCCACAUCAGCCUCAGCCGGGCGGUCUCAUAUACACUCAGCAAUAACUCAGGGUUCUCCACGCUCAGAGGUGACCACUAGCAUGGAAACAGUUUCUGAGAAUGAGUCACACACAAGCCCUUCCUCUGAGCAGGACAUCAGCUCUCCAUCUUCCCUGGUGCCUUUUCAUGCCAUGACCUCAACUUCUGCAGUGCCCCCCACGCUGCCAGCCACUGGUCCUUCUCUGGUUCCUGUCACCUCACCUCUCACCCCUGGCCUGAUGAGGACCCCCAGCACGUGGGGCAUGAGCUCAGAAGGGGUGACCAGUUCACCCUCAGGUCUGACCAGCAUCUCAGUGGUGGAGACUCGGGCCACGUCUGAAUACUCUACUGCUACAGAGGCCAUUUCCCAUGCCGAAAACACAGCGAUGACUCACACGGGAUCCCUCAGUUCCACAUGGGAAUCCCACUCCUCGGCCCCAAAUGGCUCAGAGCCAGCCACAGGAAUGUCUCCAGUCGAGACCUCCUCCCUCAGUGGGGAUACCCUGGCUUCCACACAAAGGCCUGGCCUCUCUGGAACCACGGAGACUGAGAUACAGUCAGCGUCGUCCCUGGCCCUGGAACCACGGGAAACCAGCACAUCCUGGCACAUCAGCUCAGCCACAGAGGAAAUCACCGUCCCUCCUGAGGUGUCCCCUGGUACUAGUCCUGAGGCCACCAGGACAGCCGUCAUGUCCCCCAGCAGGACAUCCAUCCCUGGCCCUGGUCAGGCCACAGUGUCACCAGACAUCCCUACAGAAAUCAAAACCAGGCUCUCUACCUCCCCUGUCAAGGCAGAAUCUGAACCUAUAACAAUGACCACUGAAACUGUCCCCCUGGGUGCUACAUCCCAGGGCACACUAGCCUGGGACACAUCAGCCACAGCAUCAGGGGCACAGACACACUUGGUUGUGACUCAGGGUUCUCCACGCUCAGAGAUGACCGCUAGCGUGGACACAGGUUCUGAGGAUGCGUCACCCACCAGCCCUUCCUCUGAGCAAGACAUCAGCUCUCCAUCUUCCUUGAUGCCUUUACCUGCCAUGUCCUCGAUUUCUGCAGUGUCUCCCACACUGCCAGCCACUAGCCCUUCUCCACCUGAUCAUGUCACCUCAUCUCUCACCCCUGACCUGCUGACGAUCCCCGGUACAUGGGACAUGAACUUGGAAGGUGUGACCAGUUCACCCUCAGGUCUAAGCAGCACAUUAGUGGACAUCCGGACCUCAUCUGAAGCCUCUUCCACUAUAGAGGCCAUUUACCUUCCUGAAAACACAGCAGUGACCCACGUGGGGACCCUCAGUUCUGUAGGGGAUUCCCACUCCUCUGCCCCAGCUGGCUCAGAGACAGCCACAGGCACGUCUCCAGUUGAGAUUUCUUCCCUCCGUGGGGAUGCCACAGCCUCCAUGCCGAUGCCUGGCUUCUCUGGAACCACACAGACUGUGACAUUGUCAGUGUCAUCUCUGGCCCUGGAACCAUGGGAAAGUGGCAUGUAUCCCCACACCAGCUCAGCUCCGGAGGAAAGCACUGUCCCUUCCAAGGUGUCCACUGGUAUUAGUCCUGAGGCCUCCAGGACAGCCGUCAUCUCCCCUAAGGGAACAUCCAUCCCUGUCCCUAUUUGGCCCACAAUUUCAAAAGACUUCACCUCAAGAAUCAACACCAAGCUCUCCACCUCCCCCGUCGUGGCAGAAGCUGCACCUAAAACCAUGGCUACUGAAACUGUUCCCCUGGAGGCUACAUCCCAGGGCACAUUUCCUUGGAACACAUCAGCCACAGCCUCAGGGGCUCAUAUGCACUCGGGUAUGACUCAGGAUUCUAUAGGAGCAGAGAUGACCACUAGUGCGGACAGAGGUUCUGAGGAUGAGUCACGUACCAGCCCAUUCUCUGAGCAGGACAUCAGCUCUCCAUUUCCCCUGGUGCCUUCCCAUGCCAUGACCUCAGCUUCUUCAGUGUCCAACACACUGCCAGCCAGUAGUCCUUUUCCUUCUGACUCUGUCACCUUACCUGUCACCACUGGCCUGCUGAGGUCCCACAGCACAUGGGGUAUGAGCUCAGAAAGUGUGACCAGUUCACCUUCAGGUCUGAGUCAGACCUCAGUGGAAAUACAGGACAUGUCUGAAGCCUCUACCACUGCCAAGUCCAUUCACCCUCCUGAAAACACAGCAGUGACCCACGUGGGGACCCUCAGUACUGCAUGGGAAGUCCACUCCUCAGCCCCAGCUGGCUCAACAACAGCCCCACACAUGUCUCCAAUUGAAACCUUCUCUGUUGAUGGAGACACCAUGGCUCCCACACCAAUGCCUGGCCUCUCUGGAACCGUGGAGACUGACACACAGUCAACGUCGCCUCUCGCCCUGGAAAUGAGGGAAACCAUCAUGUCCCAGCCCACCAGCUCAGCCCCAGAGGACAUCAGCAUCCCUUCUGAGGUCUUCACUGGGACCAGUGCUGAGGCCUCCAGGACAGACAUCAUGUCCCCCAGCAGGACAUCUGUGCCUGGCCCUGUUCUGCCCACAAUGUCACCAGACAUCCCUAUGGAAUUCAACACUGGGCUUUCUACCUCUUCCCCUAGUGUUGACAUUGGAAAAGUCACCAUCAUCACCAAGAAAGGGCCUGCCAGUGUAACCUCCUUCCCAGAACCCAAGCUUUCUGUGUCUGUAUCAGAAAGGACUCAUCACCUGAGCACAGUAAUGCUGUCUUCAGCUGAGACCCUUUCAGCUGACACAUUGGCACCUUCUCCGUCAGCAGCUACAUCUGGAGUCCCAGGUGCCAGCUCAGCCGCCUUCUCAGCCAGUCCAUUAUUUUGGACGCAACCAGGCCCUAAAGAUGCUCUGUCCACUGUGGCAGACAGUCUACCUUCAUCAGUUUCAAUGCCUUUCCCCUCUUCGGCCUCCACUACCACAGAUGUUUCAACCAGCCCAGCCCCCCAGGGGAGCACUUCCUCAACGGCUACCCCGCACACAGUGGCCACCAACACAGGGACAGAGGGCAGCACUGCUGAAGGACCCUUGGUUGUGGCCAGUACUUUGGAGACAUGGACCAAGCCAGUCAGGACAUCUUUAUCAUCCAGUGUGGAUACCAGAAUGACAGAGCAGAUUCACUUAGGAACAGAGACGAGGGCUUCUCAACUUCCUCCACACUCAACACAGCUGACAAGGACUGAUGGCGUCGUGGAGCGUAUUACAAAGAUACCCAAUGAAGCAGCCCAUGGAGGUGUCACAGGACCAGUCCAUGUACAUGUGGCACCCACAUCAUCUGCCAGUCCUACAGGACUACCAACAGACUGGAUGGAGAGAGCAGAGACCACAGCUCUGAAGACCACCUCUACAGCAACUCUGACCACUACUGUCUCUACCCCCGCUUCAGGAACAUGGACUCUCCUCAGGACAUCAGGCAAGGUGACCAGCACAAGCACAAGAGGAACGAUCAUUUCAACCCCAGAUAUUUCUUCUGAUGUUCUACAGAUGACUGCCUCAUUGGCCACCACCAUACCUGGAGCAGAGACCAGCACAGAAGUUCCCAGGACAACCCUGUCUGUUUUCAAUAGAGGCUCACAGACUACACCCUCACUGGUCCCUAGUUCUGAUGCAGAGAAUGGUCCAGCUUCUCCAACUCUGGCUGUUUCCCUUGGUGAGCCAGAGACCACAACCUCACGAGCCUUUCAUUCUGCAGAGACCAGCUUGACUGGUUCCAGGGCAACCUUGAGUGUUUCCCACAGCGAAUCAGACAGCACACCCCCAACAGCUACUGGUUCUGGGGAAAAAGUCAGUUUAGCAGUUCCAACUCUGACUGUCUUUCCUGGUGUACCAGAAAUGGUGACCUCACUGGUAAAUAGUCCUGGGGCAGAGAUGAGCACAGUUAUUUCAACUCUGACUGACUCCCAAAAUGAACCAGAGACCAACACCUCAUGGGUCACCCAACCUGGGGCACUGAGUGGUUCAUCUAUUCCAGUUCUAAGUGUCCUUCCUGGUGAGCCAGGGCUGGUGACCUCAAUGGAUACUAAUUCUGGAGCAGAGACCAGCCCAACUGAUCAAACUGCAACUACUUCCCCUGGUGAGCCAAAUGCAGCAGCCUCAUCGGUUACCCAUCCUGGGGCACAGACCAGUUCAGCCAUUCCAACUCCAGCCAUUUCCCCUGGUGUAUCAGGGGUGGGAAUCUCACCAGUUACCAGUUCUGGAGCAGAGACCAAUACAACUUUUACAACUCUGACUGAUUCUCCACAUGAACCAGAGACAACAGCCUCAUGGGUCACCCCUCCUGGGACAGAAGCCAUUUCCACUGUUGCAACUUCAACUGUUUCCCCUGGUGAGCCAGAUGCAACAGCCUUGUGGGUUCAUUCCACAGAGAAUAGCACACCUGUUUCCAGAAUAACUCCAAAUUUUUCCCAAAGUGAAUUAGACACCAUACUCUCAAUGGCCACCACUCCUAGGGUAGAAGCCAGUUCAGCCAUUCCAACAGUGACUGUCUCAUCUGGUGUGCCAGCUACAGUGACCUCCCAGACCACUAGUUCUGGGACAGACACCAGUACAACCUCUUCUACUCUGACUGAAUCCCUGUAUGGAUCAGACACAACAGUCUCCUUGGUCACCCAUCCUGCAGUGUCCAACCCAACAGUUCCCAGGACAACCCCCAGUGCUUCCCAUAGUGAAUCAUAUAGCAAACCCUCAACAGCCACCAGCCUUGAGACAGAAGCCAGUUCAGCUGUUCCAACUACACCUAUCUCCCCUGACGUACCAGAUAUGGUGACCUCACAGGCCACUAGCUCUGGGACAGAUGCCAGUAUGGUUAUUUCAACUCUGACUCUUUCUCCUGGAGAACCAGCGAACACAGUCUCAUGGGUUAAUCAUCCUGGAGCACAGACCAGUUCUUCCAUCCCAACUCUGACUGUCUCCCCUGGUGUAUCAGGAGUGGGGACCUCACUGGUCACUAAUUCUGAGGCAGAGACCAGUACGAUUUUUCCAACUCUGACUGAUUACCCACAUGAAUCAGAGACAGGCUUACGGGUUACCCAUUCCUCAGAGACCAGCACACCUGUUUCCAGAAUAACUCCAAAUUUCUCCCAUAGUGAAUCAGGUACCACACUCUCAACAGCCACCACUCCCAGGGCAGAAGUCAGUUCAUUUUCAGCUACAACUAUCUCACCAGGCAUACCAGGGUUGGUGACCUUAGUGGUUACCAGUUCUGGGGUAGAGACGAGUACAACUUUUUCAACUCUGGCUGAUUCUCUGCAUGAACUGGAGGCCACAGCCUCAUGGGUCACCUUUUCAGAGAAAGAAGCCAGUUCAGCUAUUCCAACUCUGCCUACUUCUUACCCUGAGGAGCCAGAUACAGCAGUCUCAUUGGUCACCCAUCCUGCAGAGACCAGCUCAACUAUUCCCAAGGCAACACCCAAUUUUUCUUACAGUGAAUCAGAUACCGUACAUUCAAUAGCUACCAGUUCUGGGGCACAGACAAGUUCAGCCAUUCCAACUCUGACCAUCUCCCCUGGUGUACCAGAGGUAGAAAUCUCACUGGCCACAAGUUCUGGGCCAGAGACAAGUACAACUUUUACAACUCUGACUCUUUCUCCAGGUCAAAUGGAGACCACAGGCUCAUGGGUCACCCAUUCUGAGACAGAGUUCAGUUCAGCUGUUACAACUCUGCCUGCUUCCCCUGGGGAGCCAGAUACAGUAGUCUCAUUGGUCACCCAUCCUGCAGAGACCAGCCCAACAGUUUCCAGGACAACUCCCAAUGUUUCCCAUAGUGAAUUGUAUACCACAUACACAAUGGCCACCAGCCAUGGGGCAGAAGCCAGUUCAGCUGUUCCAACUCCAACUGUCCCCCCUGGUGUACCAGAUAUGGUGACCUCACAGGUCACUAUUUCUGAGAAAGAUGCCAGUACAGUCAUUCCCACUCUCAAUCUUUCUCCUGGUGAGCCAGGGACCACAGCCUCAACAAUCAUUUAUUCUGAGAUCCAGACCAGCUCAGCCAUUCCAGCUCCACCUGUUUCCUCUACUGUGCCAGAGCUGGUGACCUCACUGGUCACCAGUUCUGGGGUGGAAGCCAGUACAAUGUUUACAACUCUGACUGAUUCCCCACAAAAGGCAGAGAUGACAGCCUCAUGGGUCACCCAUUCUGGGACAGAAACCAGUUCAGCUGUUCCAACUCUGACUAUUUCUCCUAAGGAGACAAAUACAACAGUCUCAUCAGUCACUCAUUCUGAAGAAACUAGCCCAACUGUCCCCAAAACAACUCCAGUUUUUUCCAAAGGUGAACCAGACACCACACAGUCAAUAGCCACCAGCCGUGGGGAAGAAACCAGUUCAGUGGUUCCAACUCCAACUGUCUCUCUUGGUGCACCAGAUAUGGUGACCUCUCACGUUCCUACUUCUGAGACAGAUGCCAAUAUGACUAUUCCAAGUCUGACUCUUUCUCCUGGUGAACCAGCAACCACAGGCUUAUUGGUCACCCACCCCAGUGCAAAGACAAGUACACAUUUUCCUGGUUCAACUGCUUUUCCUCAUUUACCAGAGACCAUAGCCUCACUCUCUGUCCAACCUGAGCUGGAGAUGAGUACAGCUCCUCCAGUUCGGACUGUUUCCCUCGGUCUGCCAGAGACAACAUCCUUCACCACAUCCAUGACGGAGACCAGCAGAGUUGAUCUGGGUCCAACAGUCUCACCUGGUGUUCCUGUAGAAACAGCCUCACUCUCCACCCAUCUUGGCACAGAUAUCACAACUAUUUCAACGUCAACUCUUUCCCCUGUGUUAUUGAAGACCACAGGCUUAUUGGCCACCAGCGCUGCAUCAGAGGCCAGCACAGGUGGCCCAACUUUGACUGCUGGUGUUCUUGGGCCUGUCAGUACCCCUGAAACCACUGGUGAGUCUCGUACCUUAACUUCCUGGAGCACAGAACCCUCACCACCUGUGACUUCAAUUGAACUCCUGGAAUUGUCCAAGACUGUGACAGGGGACACUGUGACCUUGAUAGCAUCAGAGACCCCAACACCACCUAAAACCAGUCACAGAGACGGAUCGAGUCCAACUGCUAUCCUGAAAACCACAACUCCUGAGACCACUAAUUUAGCUGCCACAGGCUCAGACCCCAUCAUGGCGGAGACCGCAGCCACCUUCAAUACAUCUGUGGCAAGUCCCUUUGUCCCUGAGACCUCAGCUGGGAUGUCCACCUUGACCUCUCUGAGUGUGACUUCAGAAACAACUGCAGCCCCUUUCUUGAUGCCUUUUACUGUCAACUUCACAAUCACCAGCCUGCACUACACCGAGGACAUGGGGAACUCAGGCUCUGAGAUAUUCAAUGCCACUGAGAGACACCUGCAGCACCUGCUCAGGACUCUGUUCGAAAACAGCAGUAUUGGUUCCCUCUAUGAUGGCUGCAGGCUGACCUUGUUCAGGGCUGAGAAGGAUGGGACAAGCACCAGGAUAGAUGCAGUCUGUACCUACCGCCCAGAUCCCACCGGCUUCAGGCUGGACAGACAGCGGCUCUACCAGGAGCUAAGCCAGCAGACCCAUGGCAUCACUCAGCUGGGCCCCUACACCCUGGACAGGAACAGUCUCUGUGUCAACGGUUAUAACCAUCAGUACUGGACCCCCACCACCAGCACUCUGGUGACCUCCACAUUUUCUCCAGGACCGUCGAUAUCUCUGCCCCCCACCCCCAGCUCUACAGUUGUGGGCCCAGCCCUGGUGCCAUUCACCCUCAACUUCACCAUCACCAACCUGCUCUGCACCCCAGACAUGAGGCACCCAGGCUCCAUGAAGUUCAACUCCACUGAGAGGGCCCUGAAUCGCCUGCUUGGUCCCUUGUUCAAGAACACCAGUAUUGGCCCACGGUACUCUGGCUGCAGACUGACCUUGCUCAGGACUGAGAAGGGUGGAACAGCAACAGGAGUGGACGUGAUCUGCACUUAUCAUCCUGACUCCAUGGGCCCUGGGCUGAACAGAGAAGAAUUGUACCAGGAGCUGAGUCAGCUGACCCACGGUGUCACCUGGCUGGGCACCUACACCCUGGACAGAGACAGUCUCUAUGUCAAUGGUUAUAACCACCGGUACUGGAACCCUACCACCAGCACUCCAGUGACUUCUACAUUCUCUCCAGAAUCUUCCACAUCUCAGCCCCCCAUCCUCAGCUCUACAGGUGUGAGCCUGUCUCUGGUGCCCUUCACCCUCAACUUCACCAUCACCAACCUGCGCUACACAGAGGGCAUGGGGCCCCCAGGAUCUGAGCUAUUCAACUCUGUAGAGAGGAUCUUGAAUCGUCUGCUCAAACCCUUGUUCCAGAACAGCAGCAUUGGGCCCCUCUACUAUGGCUGCAGAUUGACCUUGCUCAGGCCUGAGAAAAAGGGAACAGCCACUGGAGUUGAUGCUGUCUGUACUCACCAUCCUGACCCCAUGGGUCCUAAGCUAGACAGAGAGAAGCUGUACUGGGAGCUGAGCCAUCAGACCCAUGGUGUCACCCAGCUGGGCUCCUUCACCCUGGACAAGAACAGCCUCUAUGUCAAUGGUUACACCCACUGGACCUCAGCCCCCACACCCAGUGCUCCUGUGACCCCUGUGCACUUCCCAGGGACCUCGAUGGUGCCAGCCCACUUCUCCAGCUCCACAGCUGCUGGUCCUGCCCCAGUGCCCUUCACCCUGAACUUUACCAUCAUCAACCUGCACUACACGAAGGACAUGCAGCCGAGCUCGGCAAAGUUUAACUCCACAGAGUCAGCUCUACAACACCUGCUCAAGCCCUUGUUUGCCAACAGCAGCAUUGGUCCGCUCUACAUUGGCUGCAGGGUGACCACACUAAGGCCUGAAAGGGGUGGAGCAGCCACUGGAGUUGACGCUGUCUGCACCUACCGACCUGGCCCUUCGGGUCUCCAGCUGGACAGGGAGCGCCUCUACUGGGAACUGAGCCGCCAGACCCAUGGUGUCACCCAGCUCGGUUCCUACAUCCUGGACAGGGACCGUCUCUAUGUCAACGGUUACACCAGAUCACCACUGACCCCCAUCCCCAGUGUUCCUGUGAUUUCCACACCCUCAGGAACCUCAGUAGCUCCAAUCUCCUUCUCCAGCUCUACAGUCUCCGGCCCUGACCUGGUUCCAUUCACCCUCAACUUCACCAUCACCAACCUGCGCUACACAGAGAGCAUGCAGUUUAUGGGUUCAGCCAAGUUCAACGAAAUAGAGAAGGUCUUGCAGAGCCUGCUCAGACCCUUAUUCAAGAACACCAGUGUCGGCCCCCUCUACUCUGGCUGCAGACUGACCUCGCUCAGGCCCGAGAAGGCUGGAGCAGCCACCAGGGUGAACACAAUCUGCUCCUGCCGUCCCGACCCUGCGGGCCGCGGGCUGGAUAGAGAGAAGCUGUACUGGGAGCUGAGCCGGCUGACCCGUGGUAUCACCUGGCUGGGCCCCUACACCCUGGAGCAGGACAGUCUCUGUGUCAGUGGCUACACCCACCAGACACCAGUAACCGCCCCCAGUGCCACGGGACAUCCCCUUGUGCCUUUCACCCUCAACUUCACUAUCACCAACCUACCCUACGCUGAGGACAUGCAGCCUCCUGGAUCCUUGAAAUUUAACACCACGGAGAGGUCCCUGCAGCGCCAGCUCGGACCCUUGUUCCAGAACACCAGUGUGGGCCCCCUGUACUCAGGCUGCAGACUGACCUUGCUCAGGCCCGAGGAGGAUGGGGCAGCCACUGGAGUGGAUGCCGUCUGCACCCACCGCCCUGACCCCACGGGCCCUGGGCUGGACGGAGAGAGGUUGUACCAGGAGCUGAGCCAGCUGACCCAUGGUGUCACCAGGCUGGGUCCCUACAGCCUGGAUCCCAACAGUGUCUACAUCAAUGGUUUCACCCUCCAGACGCAGGCCACCACCCCCAGCAGUCACACCCAACCGGCUUCAGCCACCACCCCCAACACCACUGGCCCCGCUCUGGUGUCCUUCACCCUGAACUUCACCAUCACCAACCUGCACUACACUGAGGACAUGGGGCACCCCAGUUCCUUGAAGUUCAACUCCACCAAGAGGAUCCUCCAGCACCAGCUCAAGCUCCUGCUCAGUAAGACCAGUGUCGGCCCCCUCUACGCUGGCUGCAGACUUGCCUCGCUCAGGCUUGAGAAGGGUGGCGCAGCGACUGGAGUGGACAUCAUCUGCACCGUCCACUCUGACCCUGCGGGCCCCGGGCUGGACAGAGAGCGGCUAUACUGGGAGCUGAGCCGUGAGACCCAUGGCAUCACCCGGCUGGGGCCCUUCACUCUGGACAGGGACAGCCUCUGUGUCAACGGUUACACCUAUGGAGCCACAGCCCCAACUACCACUGCUGGGGAGGCCCGUGAGGAGCUGUUCACACUGAACUUCACCAUCGACAAUCUGCGCUACUCAGCGGACAUGGGCCGCCCCGGCUCCCUCAAGUUCAACAUCACAGAUACCCUCAUGCAGCACCUGCUGGGCCCAUUGUUCCAGAAGAGCAGUCUGGGUACCCGAUAUACAGGCUGCAAGGUCACCUCACUAAGGUCUGUGAAGAAUGGUGCAAAGACGAGGGUGAACAUCCUCUGCACCUACCGGCAGCACCCCAGCAGCCCGGGUCUACUUGCGAAACAGGUGUUCCAUGAACUGAGCAGGCAGACCCGUGGCAUCACCCGGCUGGGCCCCUAUUCACUGGACAAGGACAGCCUCUACCUCAAUGGUUAUAACGAGCGUGGUCCAGAUGAGCCUCCCACAACUCCUGAGGCAGCCACCACAUUCCUGCCUAGUUCAUCAUCACCUGUGCAACCAGAAGCCACCACAGCUUUGGGACACAACCUGAAGACCUUCACACUGAACUUGACCAUCUCCAACCUCCAGUAUUCAACAGACAUGAGCCACAGCUCAGCUACAUUCAGCUCCACCAAGAGGACCCUGCAGCACCUGCUUGGAUCCUUGUUCCAGAAGAGCAGCCUGGGCCCCUUCUAUUCAGGUUGCAGAUUAAUCUCCCUCAGGCCUGAGAAGGAUGGGGUAGCCACUCAUGUUAACGCCAUCUGCACCUAUCACCAUGACCCCAUGGGCUACAGGCUGGACCGAGAACAGCUUUACUGGGAGCUAAGCCAGCUGACCCAUGGUGUCACCCAGAUGGGCAUCUAUACCCUGGUCAGGGACAGCCUCUUCGUCAAUGGCUACGCUCCCCAGAAUUUAUCUAUUCAGAAUGAGUAUCAGCUGAAUUUCCUCAUCCUCAACUGGAACCUCAGCAACUCAGACCCUGCAUCCUUGGAGUACACAACCCUGCUGAGAGACAUCCAGGACAAGGUCACCAAACUCUACAGAGGCAGCCAGCUACAAGACAUUUUCCGCUCCUGCCUGGUCACCAACUUGACAAGUGGAGUCAACAGCUCAUCUACCAACAGACAGACCAACAAGCAGUCCCACCUCUCAGCACUUCCAGCUGAAUUUCACUGUCACCAACCUACUCUAUUCCCAAGACUUAUCCCAGCCCAACACCACCAAACACCAGCGGAACAAGAGAAGUAUCGAGAAUGCGCUCAACCAGCUCUUCCGAAACAGCAGCAUGAAGAGUUAUUUCUCUGACUGUCAAGUUUUAGCAUUCAGGUCUGUCCCCGACAGCAACCACACUGGGGUGGACUCCAUCUGUAACUUUUCACCAUUGGCUCGGAGACUGGACAGAAUUGCCGUCUAUGAGGAGUUCUUGAGGCUGACCCAAAAUGGUACCCAGCUGCAGAAUUUUA